AUGGACGUCGCUGUUGUACCAAAGUUCUAUAAGGGAUCGGACCAUCGUCUUCUCCGAGGAAGAUUUUCCUUCACAAGGAGAGCAGAGAAAGCCGCCAAGUUCAGAGAGAAAAAUCACAGGACUAUCAUCAACUGGGAUCUCUUCGCUACGUUAGCCGGCUUUUGGAUCCCGAUUUCCGCAAUGGACAACAUCAACGAGGAAUAUGACCGGUUCGUUGAACACCUUCACGACUGCGCGAACAAGGCUGAGAGUUUUAAAACCACUAAGAGACGCCUGUCUCUUGAAACUCUUGGGCUGAUACGCCAGCGUGGGGCAGCACGAGCCGCAGGGAACCAAGAACUCACGUCCGAGCUCGCAAGGCUUUGCAGAGAGGCGAUAAAGGAAGACCUUAAAGAGAGAAGAGCAGAAGUGCUGGCUGAAGUUGCAGAGGCGGGGAAAAGCAUCCGCUAUGCCCAUCGAGAAUUCGCCAAUCGAAAGACGAGGAUGACUGCUCUCCGGAACCAAGGGGAACAGCGAUUGCAUCGAGAAGGGAGAUGGAGAAAAUCAUCUACGACUUCUGCUCUGAUCUCUUCGACAGCCAUGUCCACUUGCCUCCCCAUCAUCUGA
This is a messenger RNA of Necator americanus (New World hookworm), 606 nucleotides long. RefSeq lists its product as uncharacterized. The transcript has a single exon. NCBI's taxonomy places the organism in Eukaryota, Metazoa, Nematoda, Chromadorea, Rhabditida, Ancylostomatidae. The coding region runs from base 1 to 606 and encodes 201 amino acids. The record is from RefSeq and is a predicted model, not a curated record.